CGGAGAGGCUGGCCGCUCAGUCGGCAGCGACCAAAACAGGGUGGACGGGGAGCGCAGCUGCAUGGGCGACGAGGAAAAGGACCAAAUCAGAAUGUUUUCUUUUUCCUGCCUUAUUAGGUUUUCCCUACCAUGUAGAUAGAUGGCGCGCCUCAACCACAUGCUUAUAUGUACAUUCGAUCUCGUGAAUCUGCGAAACGUGUACACUGCGAGUAUGAUUCAUCAGCUUUCCGCACUGUACCUAUCAAACGCGACAGAAGAAUAAAGGGGACGAAAGCCCGGUAUGUAGCGCCUUGAUGUGAGCAGAAAGGUGAAGUGAUUACGCGCAACCUGAGCAACAUCUACUAUCCCUUGUCAACACUUUGUCGGCCCUUUCGGCUUCGUUACCUUUCCACUAUCCUCCUCUUUGGAUACUUCACAGACUUCACGAGAUGGAUGAAGAAAUCGUGAAACUCCAUUCUCUUGAUAAACACACAUGUGUUUCUCCCGCCCUCGAUUCCCUCGUUCGCCUUUCUUACGAGCAGCAGAGGCGUCUAUGUGCAGUCUACAGAAGCCCACCGCGCUGCCUGGAACGAAUUGCUGACGAGAAUGUGGAACUGCAGGAUUUGAGCUCGUUUCGUUGGUCAAGUCGAUUUGCAGCGGAAUGAGUGAAUAGCGGAUCCAAUUACUGACGUUCGCCCACCGGGACACAGCUUGGCCCAGCACGUUCGGAUGGAUCGCUUCCACCACAGACGUCUCGUUUCCAAUUAUGAACGACGCACCAUUGUGUUUUCUUUGCAUCAUCACAUUCAGAGUCUGGAAAGACAAAAGCGACAGCCUAAAUGUAUCCAGAGUUGCCGAAAGUGGCUGCACCCCCUUCGUACCGUCAAAGCGUGGCCACCAGGGUAGUUGUAGAUGGAAGCUAUCAGACGAAUCUGAUGAGAAACAGCACAUUAUGUCACGCCAGAGGGCCGAUAUCCAGGCAGCCUACGUUGCUCAGAAUGGCCGUGCUGCCCAUGACGAACAAGGUGAGGAUCCAAAACAGCAAUCUUGAGGAUCAAUGCAAGGAACAUGGGAAAUUUAGCGAUAAGCCAUUUCUGCUGACCUCAGCCCCCCUCGCUUGACUUCAUCGCCAUCGCGUGCUUUUGGGCGCCCAUUGGAGAAUCGCUCGAGAAACUGGCUGAGUCCAAUUGCCAGAAAAGCUGUGAGGGCCAAGAGGCUUGGGAAGAUGAAGCGCACCUCCUUGUGGCCUCGAAUACGUGUUCACACAGGAGAGACGUUUUGACGAUCACAUCCUCCUCCCCUCGACACCGGGCAGCUCACCGAGUUUUGACAGCGCGUAGACCGGGGCAAGCCACACUCCGAAGCACUCCCAGGUCAAACGACGCCGAUCGGGGGAGAAAAUGCACAUCAUCGGGAGAAAAAUCAGCAAAGGGCCCAUCGACUUUGGCACAGCGCUUGUGAAGUACCUGUAUCCACCGAUUUAACUAGCUUUUCAUUGUUCGACGGCCCUACUCUUGCUUACCAGUGCCAGGAUGCCACACCCCAUAAGCGGCUCUUGUCCUGCACUGCGUUGAAGAAGAAAACCAUCCCCUCAGGCCACACAAACCCCCAGUCAGCAGCAUCUAAUGCUGUGAGUGAGGAUCCAAACCAUGACAAAGGCUUUUGCAACAAUGCACCGAGACGACGGGCAGGGAUGGCACGCAGGACGUCCCAAGCUGUCAUGGUGAAUGGCGUGUUGAACCAGAAGAACGAGUCGACGGCGAUAGAUAACGCAACUCCCCCCAAACCACUCAUCAGACAUGACAGAAGAAUCUCCAUGAGAUUCAGGCGGUUCGAAACAAGCCACAAAUCGAGAGAUGCGGCUACCGCCACGAGAAUCAGCUCAGAUCGAAAGACAACUGCCGCGAAGGUAAGUAAACACAGGACUCCUUGCGAAAGUUGACGACUUCGUACGUCCGUCGAGUCAUCCUGACCAG
Molecule: messenger RNA, 1955 nt
Organism: Vitrella brassicaformis
Lineage: Eukaryota; Vitrellaceae
Source: the annotation of a GenBank genome assembly